Molecule: messenger RNA, 2640 nt
Organism: Lindgomyces ingoldianus
Lineage: Eukaryota; Fungi; Ascomycota; Dothideomycetes; Pleosporales; Lindgomycetaceae
Product: TPR-like protein
Exons: 4
Coding region: 1-2640 (879 amino acids)
Cellular component (GO): kinesin complex
Molecular function (GO): protein binding
Source: RefSeq, a predicted model, not a curated record
AUGCCGCUUAUUUACGGCGAAGGGCGGCAGAAGGCAUUGAGUAGACUCUUGAAGGAGAUUUGGGAAUCCUGUAAAGAUGGAUCGCCGGCUCUUCCAUCAAUGCUUUCCACAGUACCCUACAUUAGAAAUCCGGACUUUGUGGAUCGCCCCAAUAUCCUAGCUUGGAUCCGUGAAAAGGGCAGCUUAGGGAAGCCUACUUCUCGUAUUGCCCUUGUAGGAGUAGGGGGGGUAGGCAAGAGCCAAAUUGCGAUUGAAUACGCCUACUCUAUUGGCGGCCCUCCCAGUACACUUAUCCUUUGGGUGUAUGCGGGUAGCAGGGCUGGAUUAGAGCAGAGCUACAGAGACAUCGCAGACGCCAAUCGUAUUCCGGGCCGAGAUCAGCUUGGGGGAGAUAUUCUCGGGUUAGUCAGGAAGUGGCUCAGAACUGAAUGCCAAACGCCUUGGGUAAUGAUACUAGAUAAUGUAGAUGACCGAAGCAUGGCUGAGUACGUGGAUAAAUUCAUUCCUCAAAACGGGUUUGUCCUCGUUACAUCUCGAAACGAAGACGCUGCCGCUUACCUGGUGGGCGACCACACGAAUAUCAUUACUGUAGGCCCAAUGAGAAACGAAAACGCUCUAGCUCUUCUCCGAAAGAAGCUACGACGAGAGGUCGAAUGGGACGACGGUAAAGCAUCUGACCUCGUCAGAGCCCUUGACCAUAUCCCGCUGGCAGUCUCUCAGGCUGCCGCAUUCCUUAACGACAAGGCUUCAAAGUACAGUCUUUCUCGAUACCUUGAUGAAAUAAGAAUAGAAGGAGAAAAGGGUGGCUUCCUUGAAAAGGCCUACAGGGAUCUCUGGCGAGACUUAACAGACUUUGAGCAAGCAAACUCUGUUGUUCUGACCUGGCACAAAUCUUUCCGUAGUAUUCAAGCAGAAAGACCUACUGCAGCCGCAUUGCUCUCGGUGCUGAGUUUCUUUGACCGACAAGAGAUCCCAGAAAUUCUGGUGUACAUCUCCGGAGCGCGAUCCCACGGUUUCUAUCAUAUAAGAAACAUUAGCAGGGACGACAUUGACGAAGAUAUAUAUUUGUUAAAGAAAUAUGCCUUUCUCUCCCAAGAUGUCAAAUCGAAUGGCUACCGGAUGCAUCGCCUUGUACAGCUCUCACUACGGAAGUGGCUAGAGAGCACUAGCAGGUUUACACGGACUAAAGAGGAGAGUUUGCUGGCGAUACUUGAGGCGUUGCCUACCCCAGAUCAAGAAGAUUGGAUUAAGAGCAGAGUAUUGCUUCCUCACGCCGAGGCCAUCCUUAGCUUCGCCCCAUUCCGAAAACCAUACCUGCUACCUUACACAACCCUGUGCCACACGACAGCUUACUAUGCUAGAGCAUGGAAAGGACACCAAGCGCUCCAGGGAACCGUCAAAACUGCCGCUACAAGAACACAGACGUUAUUUAAUCCAAAAGAUGUGCUUGCGCUAAAUUGUGGGUUUAGCUUGUCGUGGCUAUUUCUGGCUGAUGGAAAAUACAAUGAAGCCGCAAAAUGGGCUAGACAGGUCCUAGAAGGGCGUGAAAUAGUCCUUGGUCCUGAUAACUUGGACACACUGUCAGCUUACAGUUCUUUAGCUUUAAUGCUACGGUAUCAAGGAAAAUAUCAGGAAGCAGAGCUGAUUUCGCGAAAAGCAAGAAUCGGUUUCAAAACAGCGCUUGGUAUCGACCAUCCUAAAACUCAAAAAAGCAACAAUAUCCUAGCAUCAAUCCUCUUAUUCCAAGGGAAAUACAAGGAAGGCGAGAAGUUGUUUUUAGAGUUAGUAAAUGCACAGAAGAGGGUGCUUGGAGAGGAGCAUCCAGACACGCUGACCAGCAUGGGCGACCUGGCGUUAACGUAUGGCGAUCAAGGCCGGUGGAAGGAAGCCGAAGAGCUGGGCGUGCAAGUGAUGGACACGAGAAAGAGAGUGCUUGGGGAGGAGCAUCCAGACACGCUGACCAGCAUGGGCAACCUGGCGUCAACGUUUUGGGAUCAAGGCCGGUGGAAGGAGGCCGAAGAGCUGGAGGUGCAAGUGAUGGAGACAAGAAAGAGAGUUCUUGGGGAGGAGCAUCCAGAUACGCUGACCAGCAUGGGCAACCUGGCGUCAACGUACAGGAGUCAAGGGCGGUGGGAGGAGGCCGAAGAGCUGGAAGUACAAGUGAUGGAGACGAGAAAGAGGGUGCUUGGGGAGGAGCAUCCAGAUACGCUGACCAGCAUGGGCAACCUGGCGUCAACGUACAGGAAUCAAGGCCGGUGGAAGGAAGCUGAAGAGCUGGGCGUGCAAGUGAUGCACGCAAGAAAGAGGGUGCUUGGGGAGGAGCAUCCAGACACGCUGACCAGCAUGGGCAACCUGGCGUCAACGUUUUGGAAUCAAGGUCGGUGGAAGGAGGCCGAAGAGCUGGGGGUGCAAGUGAUGGAGACGAGAAAGAGGGUGCUUGGGGAAGAGCAUCCAGACACGCUGACUAGCAUGGCCAACCUAGCACAUACCCGGAAGUCCCAAAGCCAGAAUGAAGAAGCAAUCUCCUUCAUGAAAAAGUGCUUUAAGCUACAGAAGCAGAUUCUUGGCCCUCACCAUCCUAACACAGAGUCUUCACUCGAAGCUCUAAACAGGUGGCAAGUGGACAAUUUAGAGAUAUAA